AUGCUGCUCCCGCUGCUGCUCCUCCCCUGGGCAUGGGGGUCCCUGGCCGGGUCUCUCACCCUCCAGCUGCUCAAAACCACUGUCUUCCACAAUGCCAGUUCUAGGACCAUGGAGGGGUUGGCCCUGCUCAGGGACCUGAGGACCCACGCCAUGGAUUGCAGCACCUGCAAGAUCCGCUUCCUGCAGCCCUGGGCCCACCAGGGCCUCACUCCGAAGCAGUGGCAGGGCCUGGAGACAGUGCUCCAUGACUAUCUGUCCAAAUUCUUCCCUCUCAUUAACAAAGUGGUUAAGGAUGAAGACGAGCACUACCCCUUUGUCCUUCAGGCCUCCAUCGGCUGCGAGCUCCACCCCAAUGGCACCUCACGGCAGUUCUGCGAUGCCGCGGUGAACGGGAAGGAUUUCAUCAGCUUCAGCGUGGACGAGGGCACCUGGGUCGCUCGGCACAGGCAUAAGCUGGCCCUCAUCUCACGAGACUUUCUUAAUCAGGAUAAGAGCGCGACUGCCAUGGCUCAGUUUCUCCUGAGAACAACGUGUAUCAAUGAACUCAAGAGCUUUGUCCAGUACGGGAAAGAGUCUCUGGAGAGACAAGAGAAGCCGGUCGCUGUGGUGUUUGCCCGAGCACCUCCCCCAUCUGGGACCCCCGCACUGGUACUGCUGGUUUGCCGGGUCACCAGUUUCUACCCCCGUCCUGUCCGUGUGGCCUGGCUGCAGGACGGGGAGGAGGUGGCAGCGGGCUGGAGGUUGAACUCCAGCGGGAUCCUGCCCAACGCGGACCUGACCUACCAGCUGCGCAGCUCCCUGGCUGUGGGGCCAGGUGACGGGCACAGCUAUGCCUGCCGGGUGCAGCACAGCAGCCUAGGGGGCCAGAGCCUGCUGCUCCCCUGGGGGCACAGCAGGCCCUGGGGCCCCGGCCUGGCCGUGGGCAUCACCCUGGGGGCUCUGGCCAUAGCUGCCGUGGUUGUGGUGCUGUGGUGGAGAAUACGCAGGGGCCACCCAGACGUCAGAACAGGAGAGCCCAGAGCCUGA
Gopherus evgoodei (Goodes thornscrub tortoise) is the source of this 1026-nucleotide messenger RNA. Its product is annotated as antigen-presenting glycoprotein CD1d-like. Lineage: Eukaryota; Metazoa; Chordata; Testudines; Testudinidae. The transcript has 6 exons. The record is from RefSeq and is a predicted model, not a curated record. Gene Ontology annotation, biological process: antigen processing and presentation, exogenous lipid antigen via MHC class Ib; antigen processing and presentation, endogenous lipid antigen via MHC class Ib; immune response. Bases 1 to 1026 code for a protein of 341 amino acids. Gene Ontology annotation, cellular component: external side of plasma membrane. Gene Ontology annotation, molecular function: lipopeptide binding; endogenous lipid antigen binding; exogenous lipid antigen binding.